Molecule: messenger RNA, 5108 nt
Organism: Oryzias latipes (Japanese medaka)
Lineage: Eukaryota; Metazoa; Chordata; Actinopteri; Beloniformes; Adrianichthyidae
Gene: b4galnt4a
Product: beta-1,4-N-acetyl-galactosaminyl transferase 4a
Cellular component (GO): Golgi cisterna membrane
Molecular function (GO): acetylgalactosaminyltransferase activity
Source: RefSeq, a predicted model, not a curated record
UUUUCCUCCAAGGCAGAACCUGCAGUACAAUCAGUGGCCAGGAGGGAGCAUCCAAGAGCUUUGCUCACGCACGCUCUCACGCACGCCAACCCGUUCGUGAGUCCUGGUUGUUUUCAGACUUAAUGUGACAUUUUGAACAAAUGGAAUGAUCCUUAAAGCUAGUCUUCUCCUAAAUGUCAUCCAGGGUCCGGGCCCUGUUCGCGAGCAGGCCCGGUUUUGGUCCAGCCAUCUACUGAAGAUGCAUCGGUGAGCACGUGCCCCGCCCCCGGCCCUUGAGCGGGGCUGUGAUUGGUUGCCUCGCUUGUCCGUCCUCGCGCUGCAGGUUCGGUUGCUCUGCAGCGUCGGAUGCUCCAGUGAUGGGCGUUUGGGGGACGGGGGAGGGGGCGCCCUGACGUGGUUUAUUGUGGCACAACAAACCUGCGCUCCCACCUGCGCGUGGCAGGUUCCCCCCCGAAAGCCUCCCGGAGCCCCCCCCCCGAAAGGCAGCAGCUCGACCCCCCUGCGCCGCGGCUGCGCGUGACGCUCAGAGAACGUCGGUGUGAGUCGUUUCAUCCUCUGCGCGCGUGGCGGACGCUGGGAGGGGGGUGCACCCGCCGUGCGGACGAGGCUCCGCCCGGAGCGCGCGGAUGCUUUCCGGGACACAGCAGGACCGGAGCAGCCGUUUCUAACAUAACCCCCUCCCCUCCCCUCCACGGGGCUCGUUGAAUGACAGCUGACCCCCCCUCCUGGAUCCUGGAUACAGAGCCACAACACCUGAACCUCAUCCGGUACCGACUAUCGGUUCCUGCCAGCCUCCGAGUUCCCCGGGAAGAUGAUCCGAGCAUCACGGCCACGCGCGGAAAGUGAGCAGCAGCCGCGUGACGCUAAACCUCCGUCCGGCGGGAUUAUCCCGCGAAGCCGAUAGACUAAUGAGCGCCGCCGUGUCGGUAAAGGCUCGAGCGCGGAGGAUUUGAGCAGAUUACCCCCCCCCCCCCCCCCCCCCACGACCGACCUGAUCCCCAGGCUUUUCCCGCCGCCUGCCCGUCACAUGAGAGACGCGGAGGGGGGCUGCCGCUCCCGCGCGGGGGAUGCUCUGAUGUCCCACCCUGGGUGUCCGGGACGCGGGCGCGCCUCGCGGCUGUAGGGGACGUUCCCGCGGAGCGACCCGGCUGAAGCAGAGCCGUCUCCCCGUGUCCGUCCGGAGGAUGCUCCCGCCAGGAUGCUGCGCGUCCCCGUGAAGAAGAUCCGGAAGCAGUUCAAGCUGCUGCUGCUGCUGGUGCUGCUGACGUCCGCCGUGUGGUUCACGUACCUGCACAUCCACCAGGGCCGGAGCCUCAGGCUGCCGUUCAGCUACGGGAAAGAUGGAGAUCGACAGACUGACGGGACAGACACCAGCCGAAAGAGGGACGUUCGCUCCUCAGCGGGACACCCCAAGAGCGAGGAUGCCAGUGACAGCCGGGAGGACGAGGCAGCAGAUGACGAUUCGAUCGCUGCAGGAUCUGAAGGUCGAGACCACGCCUACAUCCGCAAAUUCCUGAGUCAGCAGAACAAGAAAACGACCUGGAAGGCAGAGUUUAAGGGCCAGGCCAACCUUCACGUGUUUGAGGACUGGUGCGGCUCCUCUGUAGGACAGCUCAGGAAGAACCUGCACUUCCCUCUGUUUCCUCAUACCAGAACCACGGUGAAGAAACUGGCCGUGGCUCCGAGGUGGAAGAACUACGGUCUGAGGAUAUUUGGCUUCCUCCAUCCUUACAAAGACGGUGACUUCCAGUUCUCCGUAUCGUCUGAUGACAACUCCGAGUUCUGGCUGAGUCUGGAUGAGAGUCCUCUCAACGCGCGGCUGCUGGUUUAUGUCGGACAGCUUGGCACCGAGUGGACAGCUCCAGGAGAGUUCAACAAGUUCAGGUCCCAGUCCUCCAAGUCCGUUCACCUGAUCUCAUCCAGAAGAUACUACUUUGAGAUCCUUCACAAGCAGGAUGACAAGGGCUCCGACCACGUGGAGGUUGGGUGGCGUCCGUUCCUCCCUGGCCUUAAAUAUGAAGUGAUAGACUCCGCCUACAUCUCCCUGUAUGCAGAUGAGUCCAGCCUGAAGAUGAACAGUGUGGAGCACAUCCCCCAGACCAUGGCCAGCCACGCCCGCCUCCCUGAGGACGGCGGCGCCAGGACGCCGCACGGAGCCGACAUGCUGAAGCCGGAUCCCAGAGACAGCUUCCACAGCCUCCCCAUGAUCGAUCGCUCCCGGCUGGACAACGUUCUUCCGUCCUGCAUCUACUCCCCAACCUACGUGGUCAAAGAUUUCCCUAUCGCCAGAUACCAGGGGCUGCAGUUUGUCUACCUGUCGUUUGUUUACCCAAACGACUUCACGCGUCUGACGCACAUGGAGCGAGAGAACAAGUGCUUCUACCGAGAGUCGCCCAUCUACUUGGAGAAGUUUGGUUUCUACAAAUACAUGAAGAUGGAUGAAGAAGAGGAUGACAGGCUGUUCUUCUUCCCCAACCCAGACGACUUGGCGGAGGAGGAGGCGGUCGACACCGAGGAUGAGGCGGAGAUCGUCGGCACUCAGUCACCUAAGGGACACGCCCAUUCACCUUCUAGCUCCUCCCACCAGCAAUCCAAGAAUGUGGCUCUACCAACAGGAGUAGAGGAGGAGGAGGAAGACCCCCGUGAAGCAGACAAAGACACCAUUGGGAAUGUCACCCCCCUCAGAGGAAGAAGGCAGUUCCCAGGGGGGCCCACAGUGGUAGGGGAGGGGUCAGACCCGGGUGUAAAACGUAACACGGACGCCUCGUUUAAAGCUCGCUCUUUGUCCUGGAUCGACCCCCCCGCCACGAUCCGUAAAGAUCGGCAGACGGACGCCGAGACGCCGAAGUUAAGCAAGUCCUCACUUCUUUACCCCCCCAAGCCGCCUCUCGCUGCCGUCACCAGGCAGAUUUCCAGUAACUCUGUCCGUCAGAAGCCCCCCCAGAGUUAUUACCCCGCCCCCUCCAGGAACAGAAAAGAGAAGAGAGAUGAGAACAAGACUUACAUCACCAGACCCCGAUCUGCCAAGGGGCGGGGCAUAGAGGGGGGGCUAUGGCAUGACGGGCAGGGGGGCCAAGCGUCCCGCCGCCCUCGGGAGGUCUUUCCAGGAGUCUUUCUGUACCAGAUGGGUAGGACCACCAGGCUGGUCCAUCUGGGGGCCAAAGGACCUGUGGGUCUUGGUGUGACGGGGAUUCGGCGUCUCAUUGGUGGCCCCCCACUCUGGCCGAACCCCCCAGUAAAGGAAGGUAGAGCACGGCAUCAUGGUCCGAGCAAGGAGAGGCGGGACAGCAGGACCGAUCCACCUGAAAAAGACCCCCUCCCAAACUUACAGUCCCACCACAGAGAAUCCGCCCCUGCUUUAGCCCCCUCACAGAGAACAGACACCACGAGAAGAGCCCCCGCCCACCAGGAACGGGUCACUUCUUACCUCAGAACCUCAGAAAUUACAGAACGGCAUCCAGACCCGGAAAGGAACCGCUCCAUUCCCAACCCGGACCCAGAGCCGGAACCAGACCCAGAGGAGGGCGACCUGUCCGACUACAGCUACGAGGAGGUGGGGGCCCGUCCGGGUUGGGCGGAGGAGAGCAUCAACUGGCAGAGGACGUUCUCCGUCAAUCCCAACGACUUUGAGACGCUGCGCUCCGACUGGAACGAUCUGCGCUGCAACGUUUCCGGGAACCUGCAGCUGGCAGAGAGCGAGGUGGUGGACGUCCUGGCCCAGUUCAUGGAGAAACUCAACGAGCGCAAUGGGGGGAUCUACACUCUGCUGCGGAUCGUCAACGUGGAGAAGCGGCGGGACUCCGCCCGGGGGAACCGCUACCUGGUGGAGCUGGAGCUGAUGGAGCGGGGCCGCAGCGUCGUGCGCCUGUCAGAGUACAUCUACCUGCUGCUCCACCGCAGCAAGCACGGCGAGGAAAGCCGAGAAAACACAGACUCCGCCCUGACUUCGCCCCUCACCCUUACCACCCCUCCCUCGCACACCCCCAGCAGCUCCUCCGCCCGAGCUGCGGCGUCGCCGGCGAGCACCGCCUAUGCCAAGCCUCUGCUCUGCCAGCCGCUGGCGCUGCGGUGGCGGAGGGACGUGAUGGUGCACUUCGUGGUGCCCGUGAAGAACCAGGCCCGCUGGGUGCAGCAGUUCAUCUCAGACAUGGAGGAGCUCCACAGGCAGACGCAGGACGACAACUUCAGCAUCAUCAUCGUCGACUUCGAGAGCGAGGACAUGGACGUGGAGAAGGCGCUGCGCCAGAGCGGCGUGCCCAGGUACGAGUACCUCAGACGGGGGGGGAACUUCGAGCGGUCGGCGGGCCUGCAGAUCGGCGUGGACACCAUCGAGGACAGCCACAGCAUCGUGUUUCUGUGUGACCUGCACAUCCACUUCCCACCCAACAUCCUGGAGAGCAUCAGGAAGCACUGCGUGGAGGGGCGCCUGGCGUUUGCCCCCAUCGUGAUGAGACUCAGCUGUGGCAGCUCGCCGUUGGAGCCUGAUGGUUACUGGGAGGUGAACGGCUUCGGCCUCUUUGGCAUCUACAAAUCCGACUUCGACAAGGUGGGAGGGAUGAACACGGAGGAGUUUAAGGACCGCUGGGGGGGGGAGGACUGGGAGCUGCUGGACAGGGUCAUGCAGAACGGUCUAGAGGUGGAGCGACUGCGCCUGAGGAACUUCUUUCACUACUACCACUCCAAACGAGGGAUGUGGAACGCUCAGAACAAGAAACCGCUUCAAGGACUGCGCUCUCUGCCGCUAGGAGGGUCCUAAGACCUCUUUCAGACCCGCCUGUGGGAGCGUGCUCACUGCCUGAACUGCCUUCUGGACACAGGACUCUGGGAUCCAUCAAGCCUGGAUGGCUGUUGGUCUGUGGGAGGAGCUAAAUCCCAAACUGGACCCUAGGUUUAAGCAGACGGACUGAAGUCCGGACUUCACCCGAUGACUGAACUGUUCCGAGGAUCCUGACGGUCCGUCUCCAGUUUCUCUUUUCAGCCAAACUUUUUCAGACAAAAUGGAAAGCAGCUGUGUGAGUGAGUGUGUGUGUUACUCUGUGUGAGUGAGUGUAUGUGUUACUCUGUGUGAGUGAGUGUAUGUGUUACUCUGUGUGAGUGAGUGUGUGUGU